Molecule: messenger RNA, 1390 nt
Organism: Rubroshorea leprosula
Lineage: Eukaryota; Viridiplantae; Streptophyta; Magnoliopsida; Malvales; Dipterocarpaceae
Source: the annotation of a GenBank genome assembly
AUUUGUUGUGUCUUUGUGAGUUCUGCUAAUUGUAUCUCCUCGUUUGCCAUUCUACAGUCUUCUUUGGGAAAAGCUUAUACCUUUAUCUCAUUCCACCAAUCAUAGUGCUUCCCAUCAUCAUCAUCAUCGUUAUCACCAAGGACCCUUUGGUUGUCAGAUUGAGAAUUUUUCUUGGUUGAUUGGGGGGAGGAUGAGAGUGGGAGAGAAUUAUGCGAACCCUUUGUGACGCCUGUGAGGGUGCUGCUGCUAUUGUGUUCUGCGCCGCUGAUGAGGCAGCUCUUUGCCGCGCCUGUGAUGAGAAGGUACACAUGUGCAAUAAGCUUGCUAGCCGGCAUGUUCGGGUUGGUCUUGCAACUCCUAGUGAUGUUCCACGCUGUGACAUAUGUGAAAAUGCACCUGGUAUGCAGGUCUCUUUUUGUCUUUGACACUCUCUUUCUUUCCUAUUCCAUUUUUUGAAAAUUGAAACUGGACAAUCAUAGGGGAUGGGGGAAGGGGACUGUCAGGGUUUGAACCCUGGACUUUGGUGCCAUCACAUGCUCCCAAGGAAGAGCAUGGCCAUCAGGGCGCAUGCGUGAUUGGGUUCCAAUUUCUUUCACUAUACAGUAUUAAUUUAUCUGUUUCUAUUGAAAUUUCUCAAAUUUGUCUCCCUUGGAAAUGUGCUUUGUAGCUUUCUUUUACUGUGAGAUAGAUGGGAGUUCCCUUUGUUUGCAAUGUGAUAUGGUUGUUCAUGUUGGAGGGAAAAGAACACAUGGAAGAUAUCUUCUAUUAAGGCAGAGAGUUGAGUUCCCAGGAGAUAAAGCUGGUAAUACUGAGGACCCACCUUCACAACCUGCAGAUGGAGGAGAGACUAGAAGAAGUCAAAAUCAGCCACCAAAGCUUACAGCAGGGGAACACCAACAAAAUCACAAGGUCUCUCCUGUUCGAACAAUAGAUGCUAAUGCUGAUGGACAUGCAAAAAUGAUUGAUUUGAACAUGAGGCCUCAUCGAAUGCAUGGUCAAGGUUCAAACAACCAGGAACAAUAAUUUGCUGUUCUCGGAGGCAGCAAUGAUGAUUCAGAAGCAUUCCUGGUGCAAUAAAUUUUGUUUGAAAGCCAGAAACUGUGGGGUCUCAACUAUACUUUUGUUAUCUGCUUCUUAGACCGUAAACUAUUAUGUCUCUUCUCAAAUGAACACUGUAAGUGUAGCUUUAGUUCAUACCGCAAAGACAAAGAAUGUAAUCCACUGAAAAGAAUUGUUUGCUUGGUGUCCUGCCAUUGUUUUUGGAUUUUUUGUGGUGAUGUUGAAAUGACGUUGUAGAAUUGGCGUUUCUAAUUUUCUUGAGAGAAUUAUAAUUUAGAAACACAAUGCUUGACAAUGAGAAUUAAUGGUUAUAUAAAUAUGCUCUACAUCC